Messenger RNA from Protopolystoma xenopodis, 861 nucleotides. Lineage: Eukaryota; Metazoa; Platyhelminthes; Monogenea; Polystomatidea; Polystomatidae. The record is from the annotation of a GenBank genome assembly.
AUGCUUACACUAACGGGGAACUUGGCUUUACAGUGGUUGCCUUGCAUCCGUCGAGGCUAUAUUUAUGUUAUCUCGUGGACGUCCGCAGGUAGCUCGUCUCAGCUAUGCCCUUCUUCUCAGCGAUCCUGUUCUUCUUUUCCUUCUUCACCUGAGACUUCGCUCCUUGUUAGAGUCUCCUUGGCAGACUCCUCUGUUUCUAACAUACAGGGUAUCUGCAGGCACUUGGUCACGGUGAGAGAGGCGCUUGCCUUUACCAAACGUCAGCAGCCUCAAAAACAAACUAUUUCGCUUACCGGGUCUUCAAGGACUACUCUAAAUCUUGUCGGCCGCCCCUUUUUCAAAUCCUUACAUCUCGCAAGCCAUUCUGGGAAAAAUUACAACCAAGGUUCAUCGCGCAUAACAUUAUGGCUCGCGGAUGAGGAGUCUACUUCAACUUCCGACCGAUAUAUCUUGCCCAACUUCGCUUGUGUAGAUUAUCGCCUGCCAAAGCAUCGCUCUAAUCUCAUACUUUUUGAUUCAUUUGCCCAACAAAGUUGCGCUCCAGGCCAUCCAAACGUCUGCACGAUGCGGGGACUGCGGGUUGUCUACAAUGUGGAAUUUCUGGGGUUACCAAUACGAGCGAAUCAGACAUCUGGCACUGCUACUGCCCAUUCUCAGCCAGCUGAAUUUCGCCUGACGAGUUGUCAGUAUCUUGGUGGUCAAGUUUUGGAGGAAGUAUUUCGGACCGAUGUUUUCCCGUCGACUUCUGAAAAUACUUGCUCUAUCUGCAGGCGGUUAUUCGGAAUUCAAAUUCCUUACUUGAGUUUGCCUUUUGGACAACACAAUGAAGACAAGCCAGUAGAUAACUCGAAAGAAGCAUCA